AUGUCUGAGAGCCUCCUUACUGAAGACGAGGGUGUGAAAACCCUCCUAGCCUAUAUCUACUCCGGUUCUGCAAUCGGACCUGUGGGAGAUAAAGGGGUCGGUUACUCCCUUCUGAAGUCAUCACCAGCCUCUUUCUCUUGGUCGGCAGCAAUCGAGGACUUUGAUGGGUCCGAUACUCCUGUUGAUCGUUAUUUGAUCAAGAUUGAUAGACGAACCAAAAAAAUAAGCACUCCAGAGCCCAUAGUACUUUCCGAAAACGAACUUGCAGAUGUAAUACUCCCUGCAACAGGCCAACGUCUUUCUUCUUGGACUAGAUUCACAGACGGUUCGAUGAGCACCUCUUACAAGGUCACUGUCAAAGAAGAUCCCGACGUGGCAUACGUGGUUCAGAUACGCCAUUAUGGUUCUGUUGCAUCUAUGGACUCGUUCAUGACUUUGAUUUCGAGAACCAUCAGUCCCAACGUCUUACCUGUACCACCAAAUUUGGUUCAUCAAAGUGCCACUGGUAUGGGUAGACAGAUAACUCGGUAUAUACCAGGGCAGGUGGUUUUACAGAUUUACGCCGGGUUGUCGCAUAAAGAAAGACUCAUUUUUGUACGAAAACUGGCACUCGCUUUCUCGGCUUGUUGGGAAAUCCAACUACCAGAACCCCGAUUGAUUGGCGAGCUAAUCGCAUCUAAUAUCGACGGCCAAAUCACUUUGCGAGUCGGACCCGAUCGACACCAUGGACUUGGCGGUCCAUUCCAUUCGGUGUGUGACUAUCUCCGCGCGUAUAUCAAAUGCUGCCUUGUCCUUCUUGAAAAGCAAGAAGGCAUUGAAGAGUACAAAGAGAAAUACCUUCAGCGCAUAAGAAGUUUCGUCGAUACCCGUUUGCAUGAGAUACCAGCAGUCGUCGAGACAGUCCCCAUUGUCGCUAUGCAUGCAGAUAUGGGUCCUCACAACAUCAUUGUGUCGAACCAGACACCCACGGAGAUCCAAGCGAUUAUUGAUUGGGAAUUUUUAGAGAGCGCCCCAUAUGCUUCACUCUGUCGGGAAAUGGAGAUGUUUUUCCGCAAGAUUGCUCCCAAUGGAUUUGGUCCAGAGUAUGAACGUGCCGAUGAAUUACGAGAGGCCUUUUGGAGCAGUAUACCCAACUGGAAGCGGUGGAACGAGAGCGAGGCUACGCAAACAUUCUUGGAGUGGUUUAGAUUUGGCCUGUUCAUGAAACCGGAAUACAGACCAAAAGAGUUGAGUGAUGAGGAGAGGGACAAAUUUUGGGCGGAGAACAUUCGAGUUGUUGAAGGCAUGUUCGACAAGUAUUCGCCAGAAUUGAAUGAGGCAAGCGACGCCUAA
Molecule: messenger RNA, 1332 nt
Organism: Trichoderma harzianum CBS 226.95
Lineage: Eukaryota; Fungi; Ascomycota; Sordariomycetes; Hypocreales; Hypocreaceae
Exons: 2
Coding region: 1-1332 (443 amino acids)
Source: RefSeq, a predicted model, not a curated record